AAUUCCUUUGGGAGCUGACACCAUAAUAGGGACAUCCGUGCCAUCAGUUUGGCCUGUUAGCACGACGCAGACUUCACUAGGACCUCCAACACUUUGGCAGUAUCCUGCCCAGUUGCCCUUGGAGCCAGUGUUACCUAUGCCUAUGCCUCCUGUAGGUGUUCAACUAGUGAGGGAUCCUUUGACUGGAAACUUCAUAUUACUACCUACACCUACUGCUUUAGAACCGUUCCAGCAAACCGUCGUAUGGCCGAAUUAUCUUCUACCCCCUCCUCUUCAACCGCUACAAUUGUCCGAAUAUUUGAGUACUGGCAGUGCGACCACAUUACAUCAACAUCAUCACACGCAGACGCACAGUACCAGAUUGGUAGCGUUGGCAUCGGCUGAUGCGUCAGGGUUGCCUAAGACUAGAACUACGCGCAUGACUUCAGUGAAAUUGGAAGAAACGUCUCCUGGUAAACAAGAGGCGGUUGUAACAGCGCAUUUGGUUUAUCAUCAAGAUGCUGGUACAGGAACUUCCCCGGUCGCUUGCCUGACUCCACCCCCUGAAACAGUAGAACCUGAUGUACAAGAUGCAUCGAAUCAAACUGAUGAUGCACCGUUGCAUAGUGACGAGGACACUCAGUCUGCUGAAAAAGGAACUAUCUGCGAACCCGAAACGGUACCCGAACAGCAAAUAGCUUCAACUAUAUCUGUGAUAGAACCCCAACCUGUGAUUUUAAAUUUAUCCAAAUCCGAAAAGCGUGAACAUGUUCCGACUGAAACAAAACCUGGAGUAGAGGAGUUGGUAACUUCAACUGAAACGAUUGUACAACAAUCAGAAGUUUCUUGUGAAAUUGUUGCUAAAGAGGAAAUCGUAGAGAUGCUGACGCCUAAAGUUGAAGCCAAAGAUGACCAUAGACCAGUAAUUUCCGCUGAAAAAUGUGAACAAGUGGAGGUUCAAAAUAAACCAGAUUUAAGUGGUCUAGAAUUACUUUCAAACAGCAUUGAAGAGUUUGAAACUCGUGCGAUACAUGACACAGCUAGUCCCGGAUGUAAUAAUCAACAAAAUGUUGAAGAUGAAAACUCAGAAUUAGAUGGCCUUGGACUUCUUUGCGCUCUCGCCGAAAAACGAUUUAGAGAAGAAGUGGAUGUUAAAUCGCAAUUAGAAGAUAAGUCUUGCGAAAUCAGAUUUGAUGAGUUAAAACGUGAUGAUAUUAAUAAGCAGUCUCAUGAGAGCGACGAAUGUCAGGCGGAACAACCAUCUUUGCUCGUAUAUGAAGAAAAACUUGCCGAAUUGAAACGUCAAUAUAAAGAAACCUUGAAACAAAUGACGCGUCUAAAGCCAGCCGAAUAUCAAAAAUAUGAUCUUUCAAACGAAAAUACAGAAAUCAAAAGUCUGGAAUUGAGUCCUAUGUCAACAGAAGUAUUGAAGACGCCAUCGCCUUGUCCAUCGACAUCAUCGUCUAAAAAACGAAAAGUUGGAAGGCCGAAGAAAUUAUCAUCGGGGCACGGCAGACGGGUUACGACAGAAACUAUUUUUGCAAAAAAACCAAAGACCAAAGGUGGAAUUGUUGGUUAUCUUUUAUCAGGCAAAAGCACAAUGAGUAAAGGCGGAAUCAUAUAUACAAAAUCAAAUCCUCGUUCAGAUGAAGAAGACAAUCGCGAGCUAGCGAUGAUAAAAGUAGAUUCUAAAGAUAAUGAGUCUUGUGUAAAAGUAGAGUGCCCUGAAGAAGAUGAAAUUAUCAACGAAGAAGAAAGGCAAGAACAAAGACGCAAAGAAAGGCGCGAAAGAAAACAUAAAAAUAAAAGAUCAAGAGAAAGGCGACGACAAAUGAAGGCCGCGAAGAAAGCAGAGCCUCUCUUAAAAUGUGCAUUGACUGAUGAGCAUCUUGAAAAAGAUGGAUUAAGAGUUUUGUGUGCAAUGGGUGGAUUAUUUUAUGCGGGUAGACUGAGUGCUGUGCAAGCACCUGAUGUAUACGCAGUGACUUUAGAUGGAGAAAGGGGUAAUCGGCCGCACAUAUUGUCAAGAGAGGAAAUAAUGCGAGAUGCGUUUCUUGAGUUGUGUCCUUCGUCAGUGAAUGAAGUUCCACCGGGUACCCGACUAUGCGCUUAUUGGAGUCAGCAGUAUCGGUGUCUUUACCCGGGCACGUCCGCUUCGCCUGAAGGUACUCAACGCGAUGCGGACCGAUAUAUUUCCGUAGAAUUCGAUGAUGGUGACAAUGGUCGCAUCGCACUAGAAGAUAUAAGACUACUUGAACACGAUUAUCCUAUAGUUGAAUAUGAUCCAAAUCCUUUGCUAUCUUUGGGAAAACGAAAGAGGCGCGCUAGCCGCUCAGAUACGGUCGAGACGCAGAUCAAUAAAAUAAUAAAAGAAGAGGAUGGUACCGAACUCGAGGAUCUCGAUAGCACAUCAUCUCCGACAAGCACAUGUAAAGUACAAAUGUCCGACGAAGAAGCCCGCAGGGAACGCAAGCGAAUGAGAAAGUUAAAGAAACGACGCAGGGAGGAGGAAGCUGGAGAAGAUGAAGGCGAACGUAAACGUCGCAAAAAACAUCGAUGCCGUGACGAAUCCUGCAAAAGGCGUCAUCAUAAGAAACAUCGUAGACAUAGGCACAGACAUCGCUCUUCUUCACCACCAUUAGCCAAUCCAUUGUCGAUUCAGCAGAAUCAGUCAGCUUCGGAAAGGACUGAAAUCGUUCGUCGCAGCGCAUUUGGAGAUACAUUUAUGUCCUCUAGGAAUGCUGAUUCGACCAAUCAUGAAGACAAAGCUGAUUCCAAGGAAGACGAGUUGCUCAUAGAAGCAUGUGUUGAAGAAGAAAGCAAUGAAUCUUCGCAGUUGAAUGAUACAACAGAAGAAAGUGUCAAAAGUCCUAUGGCUGCAUUUCUUCCUGCAAGACAACUUUGGACUUGGCAAGGUGCUGGAAGGAAAGGGAGAAAUAAGAAAAUUUUUCACCGUGCUAUACAGAGAGGUCAUGAAGUUAUUUCUGUGGGUGAUUGUGCUGUAUUUUUAUCAACUGCUAGCCCAACUCGACCUUAUAUUGGACGCAUUGAAUGUUUAUGGGAGACAACUAGCAAAAAUAAAGUUAGGGUUCGAUGGUUUUAUCAUCCCGAAGAAACGUAUGAAUGCCCAGCAGAGCAACUAAAAUAUCCUGGCGCUCUAUUUGAAUCACCACAUAUUGAUGAGAAUGAUGUGCAAACAAUUUCUCACAAAUGCGAUGUGUUGGAUGUAGUAAAAUAUAUCAAUCGUCUUGGAAUGGAUCCAAGUCGUUACUCAACCAUAUAUGAAAACAAUGAUACAUUCUAUAUUGCUGGUCAUUAUGAGCCAGCUUCUAAAGUACUCUCAAUGCUUCCAGGUGUACCUUUAUUAGAUUUGUAAGUCAUAAGAUUUAUUUACAUACGCUCCACAUGAUUUGUGCGGCCAAAUUUCAAAUAAAAAAUUAAAAUCAAAUGUAUAAACUGAAUCAAUUAAUAUGUAUUAAAUUAUAUGAAAAAAAUGUCCUUAAAAGUAAACUAUUUUAUUAGGUAU
This is a messenger RNA of Ctenocephalides felis (cat flea), 3505 nucleotides long. Its product is annotated as protein winged eye-like. Lineage: Eukaryota; Metazoa; Arthropoda; Insecta; Siphonaptera; Pulicidae. Gene Ontology annotation, molecular function: chromatin binding. The record is from RefSeq and is a predicted model, not a curated record. The transcript has 10 exons. The coding region runs from base 137 to 3355 and encodes 1072 amino acids.